Molecule: messenger RNA, 5189 nt
Organism: Onychostoma macrolepis
Lineage: Eukaryota; Metazoa; Chordata; Actinopteri; Cypriniformes; Cyprinidae
Gene: kif6
Product: kinesin family member 6
Exons: 22
Coding region: 77-2443 (788 amino acids)
Biological process (GO): mitotic spindle organization; microtubule-based movement
Cellular component (GO): microtubule; kinesin complex
Molecular function (GO): microtubule motor activity; microtubule binding; ATP hydrolysis activity
Source: RefSeq, a predicted model, not a curated record
AGUAAAAAAGAAGGGUGAACUAAACGUGUGAGGGUGCUUUGACGAUAAAAAAGCAUCACAUGUAUCAUAUAGAACAAUGGUAAAGCAAACGAUUCAAAUCUUUGCCCGUGUGAAACCGACGAAGAAACCCACCGCAGAGUACUUUGUGCACUGUGAGGAGGAGGGCGGUAGUUUGGAGUUUGUGGUUCCCAGAGACUUGGCAGAUGGUGUUAUCAACAAUAAGAGGGAAAACUACAAAUUCAGGUUUCAGAGGGUUUUUGACCAAACAGCCAAUCAAGAGGAAAUCUUUCAGGCCAUUGCAAAGCCUGUUGCUGAUAAAUUUUGGUUGUGCUGCGGAUUCCAGCUUUUCUCCUGUGGAUACAUUAAAAAGACCUUUUGUUUCCUGCUUCUUCGUCAUGUGCUCCUUACAGCACCAACACACGUGACAAUAACUAGUGUGCUGGCAGGUUAUAAUGGGACCAUCUUUGCCUAUGGCCAGACUGGAAGUGGAAAGACCUUUACAAUAACUGGAGGCGCAGAGCACUACAAUGACCGAGGGAUCAUUCCCAGAACUCUUUCUUACCUUUAUCAGCAUUUCAGCAAGAACAGCAGCAUGAUCUAUACAACCCACAUAUCAUACCUGGAAAUCUACAAUGAGACUGGCUAUGAUCUACUGAAUCCCCAACAUGAGACAUCUCUUAUGGAAGACUUACAGAAGGUGACAAUCAUGGAAGAUCCAGACCAGAACAUUCACCUCAAGAGCCUGUCAUUGCAACAAUCGGCAAAUGAAGAGGAAGCUUUGGAUUUGCUCUUUUUAGGAGACACUAAUCGUAUGAUCGCAGAGACUCCCAUGAACCAGGCUUCUACACGGUCUCACUGCAUCUUUACCAUUCACCUGUGUAGCAAAGAACUGGGCUCAGCCAUGGUACGGCACUCGAAGCUGCACCUGGUGGAUCUGGCUGGGUCUGAAAGAGUGGGAAAGACAGGUGUGGGUGGUCAGAUCCUAACAGAAGCAAAAUAUAUUAACCUCUCUCUGCACUACUUGGAGCAGGUCAUCAUAGCCCUGUCGGAGAAGAAUAGAUCCCAUAUUCCUUACCGCAAUUCCAUGAUGACCUCUGUGCUUAGAGACAGUUUGGGCGGUAACUGUAUGACCACCAUGAUCGCUACUGUGUCUGUUGAGAGGAGGAACAUUGGGGAGUCUAUAUCCACCUGUCGUUUUGCUCAGAGAGUGGCUUUGAUUAAGAAUGACGCUUUGCUCAAUGAAGAACUGGAUCCUGCUCUGCUGAUUGUCCAUUUGAAGAAGGAAAUCCAGUCUUUGAAGGAAGAGCUGGCUCUGGUUACUGGAGGGCAAAGGAGUGACAAGCUAACCCAAGAAGAGAUCCAACAGUUGGAAGAGCAGAUAAAUGUGUAUCUGGAUGACCCUGACAGUGACGUAACAUUAAACCUUGGGCCUGAUAUGAGAAAAAUCCACUUUUGUUUCUCUCUGCUAAAGGUGAAGGUACGAGAGGGAUCCUGUGCUCAAAAUGGGGUGAUUAAUGACAGCACUCCUUUAAUGGGUGUGUCUGAUGAAGAGCAAAGAAAAUCAUAUGCUGAAGUCCAAAAGCUGCGGGACAAGUUGACCCACCGUGAUAAUGAGAUCAGUAUAUUGGUGAACAUGCUUAAGAAAGAAAAGAAGAAAGUUCAAGAUGUGAGUUCACAACUGGCCCAGAUACUCAAUCAAAACCCAUUAACCUACAAUUCAUCCUGGUCACCAACAACUGUACAGGUGGAAGAGAAUGCAAAAUAUGACCCCUCUAAUGAUGACACACAUGUUCAGCAUUUGAUGACCAGAAAAAGAGUACUGGAAUUAUCUGUGGGUCAGCAGGAGGCAUUUGAAGUCUUUCUGAGAGACCAUGAAGACCGUUUAUCAAUUGAAAAUAACAGAGCUGUGUUGCAACAAAGGUUUGUUGAAGCCAAAACACUUGGUGAGCAAGUUAACCAGAUCAGGAUCAGAGUCAAUGAGCUGAAGUCCCAGCUGAAAAUUAGACGAAAGCAAAUGGCAGCCCAAGGCUUAACAGGAAACCAAACAGCAUCAGAGUCAGACUAUGUUGAGGAGAGAGCUCUCAAGGAGAUAGAGGAGGAAAAGAAAAAUUACAAGUUCAAAUCUGGAUGUUUAAAAGGGUUGAAGACAGAGAUUGAACAUCUACAGCUGUUGCAUGAAAAGCUGAAAGUGAAACUCCAAAAGGACUUUGAGAAUUGGUGGACCCAGGAGGGCGCUAGACUACAGGGUCACAGCGCAGAGAACUCAGAAAGCAGUCAAAGUCACGUCAGCCCUCUCAGCUGCAUGAUAACCAGAGCCUUGCCCCCAGCUGAAUACUUAUCUACCUCUAUUCCUUUAACUGGAGAUAAACAGACUGAUGCUGAUAUACAGGCCUUCAUCAGAGCCAGACACAACCUACUCAACAGCACAGGAGCAACAAAAUAAGAACAGUUAAGAACAGAGGAGGACAAAAAAUGAAGUCACACAUUUCUGCAAAACUCUGGGCCAGGUCGAUCCCUAAAGGUCGCCUUAAUGACUCCUGAAUAUGUCAAAACCCUCAUGUCUCUGGUUCAGAAGAAGCUGGGCACUCUGACACAUAUAACAGCAUAAUUUUAUAUUACAUAUCACAAUUUACAACCUGGUUGGUUAUUAAUCUGUUACCUUUUAAUGGAGAACCUGAGCAAAUGUGUUUACAAGUUAUCGUAAAGUGUUAACCUGAUCAGAGCUCUGUCUCCCUGCCAAACCCAAUAUAAUCUUAUUUACAGAGUGGUGAAAUCAUAUCCUUUGUUUGUUUGAAUGUUUUUCAGACACUAUAAUUAAUUGUUGUGUGUGUGUGUGUGUGUGUGUGUGAAAUAAUGUCACUGUUUCUUUUUGGCCAUUACGCUGUUUACAAAUGUUUUAUUACCUGUUGAUCUACACAAGUCUUUGAGUCAUUCACAUUAAAUGCCUGUAGAUUUGUGAGGUGUAAGAAGAUUCUCUUUUCAAUCAAUGGUAAAUUGCUUCCGGCUUCGCUACUGUUCGGACACUAUUGCUUACUGCUCACUGCUCCACGCUUUGCUCCCUGUUUAUGUACUUUUCUCAGAUUUUUCUAAGAUUUCAACUGCAGAAAAUCAGCACAGUGCUCAAACAAAACAUUUUUGGCAGAAACACUAAAAGUAAAAACUUUUCGGGACUGGAAUAAUAGAAGACUUUUUGCCUCCCACUGCCAGCAGCUUACAUUCCAGAGAUGGGAAAACAGCUGCCUACAUUCAAACAAUAAAAGGAGUGAACUUCAUCUGCAACUUGCAAGUGUCUUUUGGUCAGUACUUGUCUUUUUAAUAUCUAGGUAUUGUGCUGAAAGGUGCUCCACACAUUCUGUUUAUCAUUAUUUACAGGCCUCCAAAAUACUAUCCAGCCUUUGUUGAAGAGUUCACAGAACUGUUAUCAAUGAUUUCCUCAGAGUUUGACUGUUUUGCUAUUGCAGGGGAUUUUAAUAUUCACAUAUAUAAUGCAGAAAUCAAUACUACAAAAUAAAUUAUAACAGUUUUAAACACUUUUGACCUGAUUCAGCAUGUGCAUGGACCCACACACAAUAGUGAACACACUCUAGAUCUACUCAUCAGUAGGGGUCUAAACAUUUCAUCCAUUGUUAAUUAAGGACAUAGCACUAUCUGAUCACUUGUAUUUGUAACUGUAUUUUAUUUGAUAUAUUGAUCUCUGCUACCACUGAAUCUAGAUCUGUCUCUGUCAGAAAGAAAUGCAUUAACGAGAACACAAGUGUUCUAUCAAUCUGGUUUCCGACCACAUCACAGUACAGAGACAGCACUUAUAAAGAUAAUAAAUUAUAUUCGCUUAAAUUCUGAUUCUGGCAAAAUAUCAGUGCUGGUACUACUAGAUCUCCAUGCUGCGUUUGACACUGUCAAUCAUAACAUACUUCGAGAGAGACUGGAAAACUGGGUCGGGCUUUCUGGGAUGGUACUCAAAUGGUUCAGGUCAUAAUUAGAAGGGAGAUGUUAUUAUGUGAGUAUAGGAGAGCAUAAGUCUAAGUGGACAUCUAUGAUGUGCAGAGUCCAACAAGGUUCAAUUAUUACACCGCUCUUGUUCAGCCUGUAUAUGCUCCCACUAAGUCAAAUAAUGAGAAAGAACCAAAUUGCCUAUCACAGCUUAUGCAGAUGGUACCCAGGUUUACCUAGACUUAUCACCAAAAGCCCCAUUGACUCCCUCUACCAAUGCAUUGAUGCAAUUAUCAGGUGGAUGUAACAGCUGGAACUUUCUUCAGUAAAACAAGGAGAAAACUGAAGUCAUUGCAUUUGGAAACAAAGAUGAAGUUCUCAAAGUUAAUGCUUAACUUGACUCUAGGGCUCAAACAACUAAAAAUCAAAUCAAAAAUCUUGGGGUGAUUCUGGAGACAGACCUUAGUUUUAGUAGUCAUGUCAAAGCAGUAACUUAAUCAGCAUACUAUCAUCUCAAAAACAUUGCAAGAAUUAGACGUUUUGUUUCCAAGACUUGGAGAAACUUGUUCAUGCCUUUAUCACCAGCAGGGUGGACUAUUGUAAUGGUUUCCUCACCGGCCUUCCCAAGAAGACCAUUAGACAACUGCAGCUCAUCCAGAACACUGCUGCCAGGAUUCUGACUAGAACCAGAAAAUCUGAGCAUAUCACACCAGUCCUCAGGUCCUUACACUGGCUUCCAGUUACAUUUAGAAUUUAUUUUAAGGUACUUUUACUCGUUUAUAAAUCACUCAAUAGCCUAGGACCUAAAUAAAUUGCGGAUAUGCUCACUGAAUAUAAACCUAACAGACCACUCAGAUGAUUAGGAUCGAGUAAGUUAGAAAUACCAAGGGUUCACACAAAACAAGGGAGUCCGCUUUUAGCUAUGUUGCCGCCCGCAGUUGGAACCAGCUUCCAGAAAAGAUCAGAUGUGCUAAAACAUUAGCCACAUUUAAAUCUAGACUCAAAACUCAUCUGUUUAGCUGUGCAUUUACCGAAUGAGCACUGUACUACGUCCGAACUUUGCACUGUAUUUUAUGUAUAAUCAUUUUAUAUUAUUAACUUUUAAUUCAUUUUAAAUCAUUUUUUAAUCAUUUUAAAAGUUUUUAAAUUCCUUGUUUUAUUGUUGUGAUUAUUUUUUAUGAUUAUUUUACUUUCUUUUAUGUAAAGCACUUUGAAUUACCAUUGUGUAUGAAAUGUGCUAUAUAAAUAAACUUGCCUUG